Messenger RNA from Ostreococcus lucimarinus CCE9901, 1419 nucleotides. Its product is annotated as MFS family transporter. NCBI's taxonomy places the organism in Eukaryota, Viridiplantae, Chlorophyta, Mamiellophyceae, Mamiellales, Bathycoccaceae. Gene Ontology annotation, cellular component: membrane. Gene Ontology annotation, molecular function: transmembrane transporter activity. The record is from RefSeq and is a predicted model, not a curated record. Bases 1 to 1419 code for a protein of 472 amino acids. The transcript has a single exon. Gene Ontology annotation, biological process: transmembrane transport.
AUGACGCCGCGCGGGGAAUCGCCGUCCGACGACGACGUCGACGACGCCGCGAGCGCCGAGGCGCUGCUGGGACUCUUCAUGCUCGUCAGCGCGCUGGUGUACGUCGAUCGAGGGAUCGCGAGCUCGGCCGCGGUGAGCGGGGCGCCGAGGAGCGCGCGCGAGCCCGCGGGGCGAGGCUUGCAGGGCGCGCUCGGGUGCUCGUACGCGGCGUACGGAGCGCUGAACGCGGCGUUCAUGAUCGGACUGCUCUCGGGCGCGCCCGCGUUCAGCGCGAUGGCGAAUAAAGCGUGCGCGUUCAGAUUGAUCGCGAUCGGGCUGGCGAUGGCGGCGGUGGGGGAGCUCGGAUGCGCGCUGGCGCCGACGUGCGGGUGGGCGUUCGCGGCGCGCGCGCUGGUGGGCGCGGGAGAGGCGAGUUUUAUCGCGCUCGCGGCGCCGUUCAUCGAUGAUAAAGCGCCGAAAGGCGCGAAGACGAUGUGGUUGGCGAUGUUCUACGCGUGCGUGCCGUUCGGGGUGGCGUUCGGGAUCGCGUUCGGGGGGGCGGUGACGCCGGCGAUGGGGUGGCGAUGGGCGUUCGGGUUGAACGCGUGCGCGAUGGCGCCCGCGGCGGCGUACUGCUUCUGGCGUCCGGCGGUGCGCAUGCGAGGCGUCGGAGGCGAUGCGAAUGCGCGCGAGGCGGCGGCGACGUCGACGGUGGCGUCGUUGACGCGCGCGUUCGCGCGAGAUUGUAAAGAGUUGUUCGUGCGCGAGACGUACGUCGUCGUCGUGCUCGGGUACGCCGCGUACACCGCCGUCAUCGGCGUGUACGCGGCGUGGGGACCGAAAGCCGGGUUCGCGAUAUUUCGAGAUGAGUUACACACGUCGACGAACGCGGACAUGCUCCUCGGUGCGAUCACCGUCGUGAGCGGGAUCGCGGGCACGCUUCUCGGCGGCGGCGUCGUGGACAAGUUGGGGAGCUCGACGGCGACGGCGUUGCGCACGUCCGCCAUCGCCGCCGUCGGGGGAUUCGUGUGCCUCGAGCUCGCUUUCAGGUGUCAAACGUUCGCAUCGUUCGCGGUGUGCUUGCUCAUCGGACAAAUGUUCGCUUUCGCGUUACAGGCGCCGAUCAACGCCGUCGUGCUCUGGAGCGUCCCCGCGCGUCUGCGCCCGCUCGCGUGUUCGAUGACCACCGUCACCAUUCACCUCUUCGGCGACGUCCCAUCGCCGCCGCUCUUCGGGCACUUCCUCGAGCGCGAUGGCGCCCCCACGCCCGAGCGCUGGCGAACCAUGUGUUCGACGUUCACGCUCUUAUUCGUCGUCGCCGCGGGCGUCUUCGCGACGGCGGCGCGGCGAGCCGGCGGCGACGCGCGCCGACAACGCGUCUUAGACGACGACGACGACGACGACUCGCGCGACGUCGACGACAGGCUCUUACCGACGUAG